AUGGAGAAGUUGGACUCUGUGGCGAAAGACAUCUUAAGGACUGCCAAUGUUGAUAUGGAGGCACUGAGGAUGCUUUCGAGGGAGGAGCUUCGUGACCUCUUCCCAGGGCCUGACCAUUUUUUGAGACGGAAAUCUAUAUGGGAUCUGUGUCACCCCGCGGAGAAGGCCUCAAGCGGUUCCUCUGCCGCCUUCACUGUGAUCAGCGAUGAAACGGAGUGUGCGGCCACUGGAACCAGUAGUGGGGGAAGUGACGGCAAAGAGGAGGAGAAUAGUGGGGGGGGUACUACCGGUACAUGCAGAACGCUUACACUGCCAAGCCCCCAAUACGUGAUAUACACUGAUAGUGAAUUGGAGAGUGUGAAAUCUUACUUUUUUCAAUUGAAAAGACUCGGGAGAGCAGGAGAGUGCGAGUUGUCUAAAGAGCUAACAUGUAGACUGAUCCGGAAUACAAUAACCAACAUGGUGUCAGGAGUGAGGGCAUUGCACUGUGAAGAGAAGCAGUAUCCAUCCAAGGAGGACCUUGUAGCCAUGUCCAAACGUCUGGUGGUCUACUAUCCCAUGCUCUCCGAUAAGCUUGACGUACAGCGUCCAUGGAUUGAAGUCUUCAAGCGGCUGCAAAAGAGGAUCCACAAUGUUCGAUCACCCAAGAAAAGCCAGGGCAGCACUCCGGGCCACAGCCCGCUCUCCACGCUCCGUGAUGUCCACAGCCCGCUCUCCACUCUCCAUGAGGGCCACAGCCCGCUCUCCACGCUCCGUGAGGUCCACACUCCGCUCUCCACUCUCCGUGAUGUCCACAGCCCGCUCUCCACUCUCCAUGAGGGCCACAGCCCGCUCUCCACUCUCCGUGAGGGCCACAGCCCGCUCUCCACUCUCCAUGAGGGCCACAGCCCGCUCUCCACUCUCCAUGAGGGCCACAGCCCGUCAAGUACUCCAGAGCCAGCUAUUGGUACUAGCAUUGCCCAGGCCAGGCAUUACAGGACUCUUCAGGCGAUUGGGCGAAAGACCAAGCAAAAUCAAGACGAUGUCGCUCAGCUGCUGGACCUCGAAUUUGAAGGAAGACGACAAUUCAUUGACUCCGACACCCUGAAGGAAGCGGACAGACCUGGCAAAAUCCUUGAGGCCUACUCGUGCUUCAAGAACAUAGACCAUGUUCUUGAGGAGCUGAGAAGAAUUGUGGCGAAAGACAAUGGACAGUAUGUGAAGGAGCGCUGGGCAGACUUCAGAACCAAACUCGCCUUCUAUGGAGUGUACAAGAAGGUCCUGAAGCCACCGAUGGGACUUCCUCCAGAUGAGCAAGCCAUGGACCUGAUGAAAUCACUGCCGGACAUGUUCCCAUCUGGAUACCCUGCACCAAAGAAGAUGGCAUCGCCGGCAGAGGCACUCAUUCAUGUUCUGCAGCCCACAGAGGCCCCAGAUGUGUACUUAAGAAGAUUUCCACUUGCUGUGCCAUUUGUCCUCGUGGGAGAAGAGGACUGCUUCCUGUAUGCCGGGAAUACCCCUGUCGUGUCCUUUGCCAGGAGCUGCCUUGCAGAGUCCGUCCUGUAUGUAACCGGGGGUCUUAAAAGGUCCUAA
This is a messenger RNA of Engraulis encrasicolus (European anchovy), 1572 nucleotides long. RefSeq lists its product as uncharacterized. NCBI's taxonomy places the organism in Eukaryota, Metazoa, Chordata, Actinopteri, Clupeiformes, Engraulidae. The record is from RefSeq and is a predicted model, not a curated record. The transcript has 9 exons. The coding region runs from base 1 to 1572 and encodes 523 amino acids.